AUGAUCAGUAGCUGCACCACUAGAAAGAUGGCGGAGCAAGAGCAAGGAAAAAUCCCUUUGGUUCCAGAAAAUCUCCUGAAAAAGAGGAAGGCUUAUCAAGCCCUUGAAGCCACCCAGGCAAAGCAGGCACUUUUGGCAAAGAAGGAGCAGAAGGAAGGAAAAGGGCUCAGGUUUAAGCGACUGGAAUCAUUCCUACAUGAUUCCUGGCGGCAGAAACGUGACAAGGUGCGUCUCAGACGACUAGAAGUGAAACCUCAUGCCUUGGAAUUGCCAGAUAAACAUUCCUUGGCCUUUGUUUUAUGCAUCGAAAGGAUUGAUGGUGUGAGUUUACCGGUGCAGAGAACCAUUGCAAGACUUUGCCUAAAGAAAAUUUUUGGUGAUGUCUUUGUAAAUGUCACCCCCCAGAAUCUAAAAAUGCUGCAUAUAGUGGAACCUUACGUGCCCUGCGGAUUUCCAAAUCUGAAGUCUGUCCGAGAACUCAUUUUGAAACAUGGACAAGCCAAGGUCAAGAAUAAGACCAUCCCUCUGACAGACAACACAGUGAUUGAGGAGCACCUGGGGAAGUUUGGCGUCAUUUGCUUGGAAGACCUCAUUCAUGAAAUUGCCUUCUCAGGGAAGCAUUUCCAGGAGAUCUCAUGGUUCUUGUGCCCUUUCCACCUCUCAGUGGCUCGUCAUGCUACCAAAAAUAGAGUGGGCUUCCUCAAGGAGAUGGGCACACCUGGCUAUCGGGGUGAACGCAUCAAUCAGCUCAUCCACCAGCUGAACUAGACCCAGGUGCCAAACUUUGAUAAAUUUUUUAUCAACGAAGUGGAAGCACGUGUUUUGUUGUUUUGGGAAUUUUUAUCAAGUAUCUUCAGAGAAGAUUAUUUCGUGCUCUAUCUUCAAAAACUGGAAAGGAAGGGUCAAAGAAAAGACAGUAGCUGGCCGGGCGUGGUGGCUCACACCCAUAAUCCCAACACU
Molecule: messenger RNA, 960 nt
Organism: Nomascus leucogenys (northern white-cheeked gibbon)
Lineage: Eukaryota; Metazoa; Chordata; Mammalia; Primates; Hylobatidae
Product: 60S ribosomal protein L7-like 1
Exons: 1
Coding region: 1-768 (255 amino acids)
Biological process (GO): maturation of LSU-rRNA from tricistronic rRNA transcript (SSU-rRNA, 5.8S rRNA, LSU-rRNA)
Cellular component (GO): cytosolic large ribosomal subunit
Molecular function (GO): RNA binding; structural constituent of ribosome
Source: RefSeq, a predicted model, not a curated record